Messenger RNA from Coccomyxa subellipsoidea C-169, 1047 nucleotides. RefSeq lists its product as hypothetical. The record is from RefSeq and is a predicted model, not a curated record. Lineage: Eukaryota; Viridiplantae; Chlorophyta; Trebouxiophyceae; Coccomyxaceae. Bases 1 to 1047 code for a protein of 348 amino acids. The transcript has a single exon.
AUGCUGGUGCUGCCGGCACCAAAGCUGGAUGCUCAUCCGAGCAGCCUCGUCAGAUAUCUCAGCCUGCACCGCUUCUCUUCCCUGGCGCACUUUGCUGGACACAUCCUGGACAGCCAAGCUGACCUCAGCGUGUACACAGCCGCAGCCAGUCUGCAAGCACUGUCCUAUUUCUCAGGCCCAGCCGAGCAGUGCCUUGCGCUUGCAAGGGCGCUCCUUGGCACGUCCCGGGCAGAUUUGCGGUCUGAACAGCUACAUGGCAGAGAAAUUCCUCUUGGAGCAGUCAUUGACAGACUGGUGCAGCGUGGGCAGCAGGGAGCAGCCCUUGCUGCGGAGCUGCUCUGUCUGACAGCCCUGUCAGCAGAGUGGGGCGCAGUGACAGGCCGUAUGAUCAAAGACUUCCAUGCUCUCUGUGCGGCUUCAUCCCUUGUUGCAUCCAGCGCUGCACACACCAGCCGUUUGCCACUGCAGCUGGAUGGGGAGAAAUGCCUCUUUGAGUCAUGUCAGCACCCUGCAGCGGUCAGUGCGCUUCGCAAGCGCGACAGGACACCCUUUAAGACUUCAGAGGUGCAUGAGGGUGCGGAAGCUGGAGAGCAGCUGCCAGGCAGCUACGAAGACCAGGAUGAGGCGCAGCAUGACCCAAAGAGGCCGAGGCUUGGGGAGACAUCUGCAGAGACUAAAAUGCAGAGGCCGGCAGCAGACAGGAGCAGCACAGACAGUGAAGCAGCCGGGCAGGAGGCUCUUGCACUUGCAGAGUGCAUUCUCUCUGGUGAUUUCAGCAAUGAUUGGAGUGGAAGUGCGGCAGAGGCAUGCAGCUCAGGCAGGGAGCUGCAGGACGCUAUGGUGGCUGUGCACCCAGCUUUGAUGGCAGAACUGGCAAGGAAAUCUUUCCGAGCAUGCCGCGCAUAUCUUUCCCUGCUGAUCAAGCAGCCGGAUGAUGGCUUGCAGGCAGCGGUUGCCGGCAUCUUGCACAUGCUCAGGUUGGGUGGCAGGCCUGCUGAGUUGACCAAGCUGUCCCUCACAGCCAUCCACUUGCAGAGCACAGACUGA